AUCACUGACUCUCCCAAACCUCACAGAAUGGACGUGUCUUCUCCUUUCUUCAGCUACUUCACACAAAACUCCUGGAGCUGCUUGAGCUCAGACUCUGAAUUCAACGACAUCUUAUCUCCUGAAGCAGUUUCUCCUACUUCCUACAUGGACUUCUCUCCUUCAGCCCAGCUUCAAAACAGCUGUUCUCCACCUCCCGGAGGUGUAAAGUUGCCCACAUCGGGUUCCUUACAUCAGGACGGCCCACAUUCCCGAGUAGGAGCUAGAAGAACACGCUGCAAGAACCCAAGCAAGCAAAGACAGAGCGCCAGCGAGAAGGAGAAGCUCAGAAUGAGGGACUUGACCAAAGCUCUCCACCACCUCAGGACUUAUUUACCUCCUUCCGUGGCUCCUGUCGGUCAAACAUUGACGAAGAUUGAGACGCUCCGCCUCACCAUCCGCUACAUCUCUUAUCUGUCUGCUCAACUAGGCCUCAGCGAGGAGUCUCUCUGCCAGAUGAGGGGCCUGAGCGCUACAUACCAAGAAUUGUCUCAAAAUCAGGGCUAUUCAACACCAGAGUACUGGAGACUCAACACAUCACAUGAAGAACUGUCUCAAAGCACCUUCAGACCUUCAGAGCAUGUGUUGAGGAAGAUAGGGAUGGACAGUCAUCAGGUCUGCACGAGCAUGGAAACACCGUCACAUGAUGAUUCCUUCAACUCCAGCUCUGAAUCUCUUCAGGAAGGCCCUUUGUAUGCAGAUACAGCCACAACAUACCAGGUUUACAACAAAGCUGUCCGCUGUCCAAUUGCACCGGAAUUCUGGGGAUGAAACUGUCAUCCAACUUAUACAUAUAUAUAUAUAUAUAU
Messenger RNA from Carassius auratus (goldfish), 845 nucleotides. RefSeq lists its product as uncharacterized. NCBI's taxonomy places the organism in Eukaryota, Metazoa, Chordata, Actinopteri, Cypriniformes, Cyprinidae. Gene Ontology annotation, cellular component: nucleus. The record is from RefSeq and is a predicted model, not a curated record. The coding region runs from base 28 to 807 and encodes 259 amino acids. The transcript is spliced from 2 exons. Gene Ontology annotation, molecular function: DNA-binding transcription factor activity, RNA polymerase II-specific; RNA polymerase II cis-regulatory region sequence-specific DNA binding; protein dimerization activity. Gene Ontology annotation, biological process: regulation of transcription by RNA polymerase II; heart morphogenesis; somite rostral/caudal axis specification.